Saccostrea echinata is the source of this 576-nucleotide messenger RNA. RefSeq lists its product as uncharacterized. NCBI's taxonomy places the organism in Eukaryota, Metazoa, Mollusca, Bivalvia, Ostreida, Ostreidae. The transcript is spliced from 2 exons. The record is from RefSeq and is a predicted model, not a curated record. Bases 1 to 576 code for a protein of 191 amino acids.
AUGCAGGCCACAGACAGUGAUUUGAGCGUCUCAUCUGACUCAAAUGCAGAAGAAAAUUUACAUGACAAUGAAAAAGACGAUGAUAGUGAAGAUGAUUCAGACGAUACGUCAGAGUACGAGGAGAGUGUUAUCUUUCAGAACGCUUGUCGAGAGUUUUACAUCAACAGAAAAAAUGCCACUGAAUCCUUCAAAAACGAUAUCCUGAAAGACCAAGAUAAAAGAAAUUACAAAAUGAAAAAGACCACUUCUAUUGACGACGCCAUGGUGCGACUGCGACGAGAAAUGGCUUCCUUGAUGGACCAAGACCUGACACUCAUGGAACAACUGUUGACCCUUAAUGAAACAAUAGAGGACAUCAAAGUGAAGAGACACUACGGCUCUAGUCGGGAAUCAUUCUACAGCUCAUGUGACUUAAACAGUGGGUCUGACUGGUCACUUCCGGCCAGUACGGGUCCAUUUCGUGGUUCCAGCUUUUUCACUGGAAAAGCUACUGUUGCUAUGUCAUCCACUGAAAAUCUGAGAGACGCUGGUGAUGGCCAGAUUUCGCAGGUUGAUUCUGGUUACAAUUCUCCGUGA